AUGACACCCUCAACACCGAAUCCUCCUCUCUCGCGCCUCCCUCCCGAGCUCCGCCUCAUGGUCUGGGAGGCCGCACUGCCCGAUCCGGUCGUCGACCCGCUGUACAUCUGGCGAUACGACUGCUGGACAGCCCGACUGGACGAGACCAAGAACGCACAGGACGAGGAAAAGAAAGAGCUUCACAUCGAGUUCGACCCGCGCCCGUUAGACUGCUAUGAAGUCCACCUGCCACACUUUUCGCUAAACCACGAGGCCCGAUGGGUCGCCCUGCGCUGGCUGGAGAAGCAACAGCCCCGCCUACAGAUCCGCUACCACAAGAAGACGCGGCGCUUCUCCAUCGUGCGGCCGUUCGAUCCUACCCGGGACACGGUCUAUGUCCCGUACCGUCAAUGGUUCAACUUCUUCCCCAACGCCCAUCGGAUCCGCAACCUGAUGUUGAAGGCCGGGGUGGACCAGCAGCUGGCGCACAUGUGGCCCUGGAAUCCCCGUCCCGGCCACCCCACGAUCGUGAAGCAUCCGACCCCGCUCACCCGCUUGGCGUUCCCCAGCGGCCUCCUCCACAAAAAGGGCGCGGAGUAUGUGUGCCCGAGUUCGAAAUGGUCCAGUCCCCAUCCCGAGUGUCGACAGGUCUCCAUUGUGAGCAACGCCAUGGGUGACCCCCCGGCGAGAUUCGCCGACAUCGACGUCGUGCAUCGAACGUGGGAGGUGGUGGAGUGCCCGAAGGAGAUGAAAGUCAUCGUUUGGGUCCCCGUCCACGACAAGCGCAGAAGGUGGCACACCGGGUACAGGGAGUGGGAUGAAUCGUUCGUCGAGCAGCGGCGUGCUAAGGGUGAUCGCUUCAAUGCGGACCUAGAUCGGAUCUGGUCGUGUCGGAACAGUAUCCUCAACGAGGAUACCGGAGGGGGGGAAUACCACCGGACAGUGACGGAGAGGAUUGAAAGGGGCCAGCCACUUAUGAUCAGAUCUGUUGUUGCUGUUGGGAGGUAG
Messenger RNA from Aspergillus aculeatinus CBS 121060, 987 nucleotides. RefSeq lists its product as uncharacterized. The record is from RefSeq and is a predicted model, not a curated record. NCBI's taxonomy places the organism in Eukaryota, Fungi, Ascomycota, Eurotiomycetes, Eurotiales, Aspergillaceae. Bases 1 to 987 code for a protein of 328 amino acids. The transcript has a single exon.